This is a messenger RNA of Paramuricea clavata, 7900 nucleotides long. The record is from the annotation of a GenBank genome assembly. Lineage: Eukaryota; Metazoa; Cnidaria; Anthozoa; Malacalcyonacea; Plexauridae.
AAACAUCCUAAAUCCGGCCCAGAGUCUGUUUGUUUGGUUGAGUAGCCUACAUCCUGCUCUCAUUCUGAUUCUUUAUAAGCUCGCCCCUGUACAAAACAACAAACUGUUAAAGUGCUAUGACACAUAUUGAUAUAAUGCAUCUAGUGAAGAUUAUCUUGUUCGCUAUUGCGACAAAGUUUGUGUCAUGUCGUCCAGAUGGAGCUCCGCCAAUCAGUUGUGCAAAUAUGCAGCCAGGUCACUUUAAUCCAGUGUUAGGUAGACUAAGUGAAGGUCAAUCGAAAUCUAGUCCGUACAUAUUGGCUGCUAGGUGGGACAAGCGUAUGAAAAUGAUUCGUGUUUCAGUAAGGGGUGAUAGAAUACAAGGUUUUCUCAUCCAAGGCAGAGUGAAUAUCAGCGGACCGGCUAUUGGAAGUUUUGUUAACAUCACUGAAAAUCCUGAUGCCACGUAUCAAGAUUGCUCACUUUUUACUAAGGUAAGCGAGGCAACGUUACCCAAAAGCAAAAUAAGCUUCAAAUUAUGGCUGGUCUCAAUAAAUUGUAUAAUAUAUAUAUAUAUAUAUAUAUAUAUAUAUAUAUAUAUAUAUAUAUGUUUGUAUGCUUUGACUUUCUUCAUAAUGGACCACUUUAUUGUAUACUGACUUUUUUCAGACUUCAGUUUCCAGACGUACUUGAACAGUUCGGUGUUGUUCUUCUUGUUGUUUCUUUUCUUCUUGUGUUUGCUCUUGUCGCUCUGACUUGUUUUCCAAAUGUAGACAUGUAACCAGAUACCUGCUUAAUCAAGUUGUAAAAUGAUAACCUAUAUUUAUUAUGAAUAUUGAAUAAUAUCUGUCAGUUGCCUGAUGAUCGCGUAAAGCGUGAAACUCAGAGUAGCGACUAGCGACGCAAACAUUCAAACCUUGACAGAAUUAAUUCCGCUCUACUUAUUAUGGUAUUGAGCGCUCUUCUACCUUACGUCAACUCAUCGACUAUUUUUUUUUGAAUAUAGUCUUCAGUAUAUAUAUAUAUAUAUAUAUAUAUAUAUAUAUAUAUAUAUAUAUAUAUAUAUAUAUAUAUAUAUAUAUAUAUAUAUAUAUAUAUAUAUUUAUUUAUAUUAUACGGGAAUGGUUUGGGCUUAUUUGCAACUUCCGCUUUAUUAUUAUUAUCGUUAAUUAAUGUCAACAGCAAAGUGGCUAAAAUUUACACAACACACAACUUAAAUCAAUAAUAUAUAUUACAUAUUCCGUUCUCGAAAAUCACUAACUGAAUAAUGGAAUAUAGCAUGUUCGUUUCUUUAUUGGCCGUGUAUUUAUAUUACUAACGUAAAUGUAUCAUCUCGUUCGUAAUAUACAGUAGUCUAGAGGAAUGAGACAAUCGUGCGGCUGUUUUUACAUGCUAGAACAAGUAUGUCCAAUACUGUCGCAUUUAAUUCGAAAGUCGUGUUUCGCGAGUCGUGGCUUAUAAACAUUAGUAAGAUCUUUCACGAUAUGUGAUAUUGUUAGAUUUCACAGAUUGUCGCAUUCAACGACUUGUGAAAUUCACAAGUUGUGACUCACGACUUGUGCUUUAACCAUUAGUAAGACCAGGGAAUUACUGACGACUCGUCAAACUACUGUAGUGAAAUUUCACGUCGAAAGUGACAUUACAAACCAUGACUCUUAUUCUCGAAUGUGUAUGGGAUUGUUCAUUACCCCUCUUCAAAACAAAAGUAGCUCUUCAGUUGUAGAAUAUCUGAAAUAUAUACAUGUUCCAUUUGCUUCGUUUCAGACUCUUAGUCAACAUAAAAAGCGCGAUAAUUACUCGGUGUAGUAAAUCCCUAAUAUUCUGUCUUCUGUUUUCUUCGUCGUCGAGAAAUCGAGUUUGCGUUAGCGCAUCGCAGGCUCAGACUGCAACGAUUAAGCGGCCAAAAUGGCAUCGAUUCCUCGAUUUAAAUAUUAUACAGUGUAGGCUAAUUUCCAAAAGGACAAGAAAAUUUUUCUUUGUGUUAAAGUCAUUAGUUCCAACCUAGAGCUAACAAGACAAAGAAAAUUUUUCUUGUCCGUUCCAAUCCACGGACAAUUUUCCUGAGUGGAUAUCAGACUCCAAGGGUAGAGUGCAUCGGCGACAUAUUCAGUUCAUCUUUAGAUUGGCGGCUUUCAUGCACUGAGUGAUCUGUAUAUAUAUAUUUGACACAGUUUUGUUGAAUUUUCAAAUAAUUUUGCCGGUUUCCUAUGGAUUUUACGUUGUGUCGCACUCUGGACUUUCUUACGUGUUGAAAUAAUUUAAAUGUGUUUUUCUUUGUGUAACGAAUCGAAAACUGUUUGAUAGUUUGACUACACAACGUAGUUUUAAUAAACAAUUAAAUAAUAGCCAUUUAAAAACGCGGGCGCUGUUUGUCGGUCAAAAGCCGAAAAAAACCUUGUACAUGUCUUUUUAAAAAAAUAUUUACUGGUGUCUUCUUGAUCAUGUUUACUAUCGUUUUUUAUCGUUAUUAAUCAUGUUGAAACGUUUACUAACUAUUUAAGACUAGAAAUACAUGCAAAAAUAGUCGAAAGAUUAUUGCUUUUAACUAUAUUACAAUGAAUUUCUGUGGGUUGCCCACAACGUUUUGGCCAGCAUUUUACUAGCUACAAUCUUAGACAUAACUGGUUGAGGCUAUUUUCCCGCUAUAGAAAAUCUGUAUAUUUUUAUGAUAAACUCCAUGUUGAAUCACGUUGUCUUGAACUUGGGGAAGGGGGAGACAAAGUAAUUUGUCAAUGUUAAAUAAUUUUGUAAUUUUGUCCAAGAUUGUAGGGCCGCUUUACAUUAACACGUCCCGACCGGUCAGAACGGUAAAAUGUUGAAUGGAACACAAAAUGUUUGGGCUUCGGAUCUAUCUGACCGAAAAAUUUACGGAUAAAAUUAUAGUGAGGUCGAUUUUCGCUACAAAUAUUUAAGAAACAUAGACCUGCAGAUCUCUCCAUUGAUACCAAGGCAAAAAUUCGCAUCUGACCGGUCAGGUCAUUGAAUGUAAAGCGCCCUUGGAAACCUCGUUUUGCUCAGCUUACAGAGACGAUUGCAUGGGGACAAGUCAGGCCAAGAAAUGCUUCUAAUUUUAAUGAUUUUUGUUAAUUAGUCAGCAAUUCCUGCCCGAAUUGUAGUCUUUUCAAUCAAAAAUAUUCAUGUACUGUGUGCAAAAAUAUAAUGAAAAUGGACCUUUUUCUGGUGGAGGGGCGAAAACUAAUUUUGUGGAGUGACAUAAGGGGAGACUGGGGGACUGGGGAGCAGGAGAAAACGGCCCUAAGUUUAAUUAUACCUUUUUUCUUUUAUGUUCAGUUUGGUAAAUAUUCGAGCGUUACUCACAGCAACAGAGAAUACCAGGAACAUUUGGAGUUCUAUUGGAAGCCACCGACGAACAUUACUGGUAAUGAGAUUGACGUUACGUUUUACGCAACCUUAGCUAAAAAUAAGAACAUUUAUUGGAUCUUUCAACAAAGUAACACGCUACCUAUGAAUAUGGAAGAUGUCGAGGUCACUACUGGGACAACUACUGGGACAACUACUGGGACAACUACUGGGACAACUACUGGAACAACUACUGGGACAACUACUGGGACAACUACUGGGACAACUAAUGGGACAACGACUGUAUGGAACCACUACUGGAACCUGUACUGGAACAAAUACUGGAGGAACUACUGGAAACACUAUACUGUAAGUAAUUAUUACGAUUCAUUUAGAAAAACUAAAAUUUUUUAGUACAUAAACAUGAGUGUUAUAUAGCGAUUUUGGUCACUGAGAAAAAUCGCAUUUAAACACAUGUAAAAAUACGAUAUUUUUACGUGUAAAAUAUCAUUGUUGCUUGCCAAUCAAAAAGCGCGUAGGAAAUAUGUUUGACCAAUAGGAGAAGUUGCUGUAAAACGCAUUGCCACUGAUGUUUUAUUGUUUUUCAAUUUUGCCUUUUUGGGUAACAAAAAGUUUUUUGUCAAAACAUUUUUUACCGACUUGGCUAGAAGGUUCAUGAGUAUUACAGACGACUACGUCGAAAUAUUUAUUGAAGGAGAAGAAAAUGAAAAUAUUGAAAAAAUACGGAGCAAAAUAUCUCGCUUAAUCUCAAGGUUAUUCAUUGCAAGCGAAAAGCAGACAAAUGAGCCAGUUGAAAUAGAAAAACUAUGGUUAGAAGAACUACACAAUAUAGUUACCUCAGAGAGUUCCUCUUGGCUGUAAGGGAAACGAACGGUGAUGAAUUUAAGCCGACUACGCUUCGUGGUUUUUUGUCUUCAGUUGAAUGAUAUCUCGAGACACAUCGAUGUAGUGAAGGGACACUCUCAAGUCGAUUAAACAGAAAGAAGUUAAACGCAAAAGGAAAUAAAGCACAAGAAGCACCAUCUCUAACCCAACAAGAGAUUGACACUUUAUACGAAAAGGGUGCAAUGGCCUUGAAUAUCCCACAGGCACUUGUUCUUAACAGCAUCUGGUUCAACAACAGUACGUAUGCAGUUCGGGCUUCCCGGAGGCAAAAGAACUGCACGAGUUAAAGUGGGGAGAAACAGUCUAUAGCGGUAAAGAAUAUCUUGAAUACAGCACUGAAAGACAAACAAAGACAUGCAAGACAUGGAGACAAUCUUGCAAACACGAGGUCAGUGAAACCACAUAUGUAUGAAAACAUUUACUUGUACAAGUUUUUCAUGACGAGACGGCCCGAUCGAAAAGACAUUAAGCAUUAAUUCUCCAUUAUACCUAUCAGUUAACCACACCAGCGCCAGGAAAUUACAUUGCCAGAAACUAAAUGGUUCAAACCCCAACCGAUGGGAGUAAACAAACUCAAUUCGUUGAAGAAGGAUUGUGCAGAGAUGGCAGAAAUUGGUCUUGACAAACGCAUUACCAAUCACAGUGCUCGAAAAGACACUGGUAGAAACACUCCCAGAACUCCUAAAAUUAACGUUCCGCCAACUCAAAUAAUUCAGGUUACAGGCCACAAGAACUUGCAGUCUGUAAAUAACUAUAUGAGCACCCAAAGAGAAAAACAGCAAGAAGAUAUAUCUAUCAUUUUGUCCUCAAGCUCGUGACACACGGUAAAUUUUGCAGAAAAUUUGUCGACAAACUUGAAACAAGUUGUGUAACUUGAAAUGGAAUCCAUUCAACGUAGCCACGAAAGUCUGCCGUCUACCUCGUCCAAAGCGCUGUUUCACGGCAAUUACAUAACUUGAGAAACAUUCAAUGUGCACGUUGCCUCAAAUUCUUCAGCGCAGUCCCACAUAACGAUCUCAUGGAGUCGUAAAAGCAAAAGGCUUCGUCCUCUUCUUGCUUUGGAAAGUAGCAACAGCAUGCAGUAAAGGUGACAGUCAUAACAAUUAGCUAUGAAUCUAAGUAUGUUUGCUAAGACUUUAUGGAUUUGAAAUGAUUCUUUAUACUUCACAGUUUCCGUUCGUAUUUGAAUUACUAUAGUUUUAUAUACGUAAAUUUCUGCACUGAGAUAUGUUUCUAUAGAGACAUUCACGGAAUUUUAGCUGAACAUUGUUAUUUGAAAUGUAUCACUAUUUACAUAUUUGUUUUGAAUUUCAGUAUAUGAAUUGAUUUUUGUUGAUAAUAAUAAUUUAAUUAUUUAUAAGGAGAAUAAACACAAUAUUAUACAUGGUUGCUUGGAAAUAUGGAAUUUAUUUAUCGUGUUGAAGAGAAUAUUGCUCAUUCUGGGGCAACAUUCUCCUCAACACUCGAAAUAAAUUACAUAUAUCCGCUCAUCCAUUUAGUACUUUCUAUAUAUUCCUAGCUUUGGCGGAAAACUACCAGGUAAAAUGCGAGUCGUAUUCUAUCAAACCGUGAACGAUAUACAUGUAGCUACAUUGAAAAAUUUUUAAUAUAUAGAGCAUCAUGAUUCUCGCGAAAGCGAGUGAAGACUCCGUAAGAUAGUUGCUGCAAUAUCUGAAAAAGUAGUAGGCAUGCAGGAGAUUCUUUAUAAAAAAUGUGUGAUCCAGAGUUGGUUUGCUACGCAAACAUAAAACUUUGAGGAAGAUUAACUGACAGCUACUCAAACUAAACAGAAAAUAAUUGAACAUCUCCACGUUUCAAGCAAAGGCUCUUCGUCAGGAGGUUCAGCGGAAACGUCCUGAGGGUAGAAAUCGAGCUCCACAAAGUUUUGAAUUGCCUAUUUACGUUCAAUGCUAUCACUAAAACGCUUCUCUUUAUUUGAUAAUUGUUUGAUAAUAGAACGUAGAAAUAACGUUUAGAUGAGCGUUUCAAUAUAAUUUAGACAAAUGUGGUUGAAUAUGUAUCACUGGGAAAAAACGUAAAAUCCAUACUAUGACAUUUCCAAUUGCACGACUAAAUCCACAGUGUAUCCAUAUUAUUUCGAUACUAUAGCCAUGGUAUGGAAAUAUACAAAUAUUAUAUGGUAAAACGGGUAAUCAAAAGUCCAUUCUAUUUCUAACAAAGGUGCGUACAAUUUCUAUCCUAUGGAUUUUCAAAUUUUUCCCAGUAGUUUGUAUGCGAUUCAUUUAGGACAGGUAAUCUCAACUGUUUUUGGGUAAAAUGACCAUGGCGGUCAACAUAACAUGGCAUAUGUGCGAAAACUUGAAUCCGGCGCGAAAGUCCAGAAAAUGACCCCGCCCUGAAACAGAAGUGUCGACAUAGCUCUAACUUCCAAAAGGGAAAAGCGAUAGUCUUUCUGAAGUGCUUAUGGUGUUUAGAAGGGUUGCUUUUAAUGGUGGUCAUUGGAAGGAAAAAUUUGUCUAAGUAUAAUAUUUUACCAGAAAAUGACCAUACACCCCAGGUAAAAUUCUGAUUAUGCACAAAAUAACUAAUAUGCCUGGCAGAAAUUAACAUUUCUUAUUUGCUAAAAAAAAAUUAUCAUGGGAUGAAAAACUAUGCUUAGUUCAAUAUAAUUAUUGUGGAUUUCAUAAGGAUUGUCAUUGUUUUCUUUUAAUAUAAUACAUUUUAUUUCACUCACCCCACGAAAACACGAUUUCAGCCAUAUUUUGCCGUCCUGUAUGGUUUUUAAUCGCCGAGUCUCACAAAUAUCAUCCAGUUCUUGUACUUUUACAUAAUAAUAAAGGGCUAAAGAGUAUAUCACUCAAGUUUCAUGAAGUUUUGGAACUGUGCAGUGUAUUUUAUCUUCGAUAUUGUGUCCUUCGACAUUUCGUCUAAUUGCCGCCAUUUUAUUGGCUCGCCGGUUCUCUGUCCGAUAAAUGCCACUUCUCCAUUUUCAUAUGUAUUUAAAUUACCGUAUCCAAGAGUACUUCAUUGUAGAAUAGUACCAAUCUAAAAGUUGACAACAUUUGUCCCAUUUGGGACAAAAACCCUCCCUUAUGUUAUACGGGAGGGUUUAGGUUCAAAAUACGAUAUCGAAGAAUAUUUCAAAAUUUUCUUUUUGGUAAAUCGAACGUGAUUCCUGUUAUAAUGUUGAAGUUUAACCUUUUCAGCCAUUUCCAGACUUUAAAUACUGUUUUUAUUUCAGGAACGAAAUGGAACAUCAUCAAACAAAGCUUCAGUUGUUGUUCUCUUAUUGCUAACAGCAAUAGUUUUCUUGUUUUCAAGAUAUUAGUUUCAAUUGUUUUACAUUAUUGGUACUAUUGUUCGACAGUACGUCGUAUAUGUUACACAUGAAAGUUUUAAAAGCGUCGGUUGCAUCAUAAAUAGUCCAGAAUACAAGUCUUCCAGAGGCGCUGGAAUAUCGAUAAUUUUUUUUGGGGGGGAAUAUUCAUAUAUUUGUAUUCACAGACGGUAAAAAAAUCGAUUUCAAAAGAAAUUAAUUGGGCAGAACACGAAUAUAUGAAUAUCUGCCCCCCCCCCCCAUUUAUCGAUAUUCCGGCGCAUCUGAAGUCUUCUAAAUAUUCUAUACUAGGUUGGAGUGAUGAAAUACUGAAUUACAAUCCAAACUAAAUCUAAUUAUUUUAGGAAUUAUAUAUAAUUUAAUAUGUAUACAUACUGAUCAUAUUAGAUGUAAAAAAUCAUAAAUAAAAUACCAUGC